AUGGUCCGCUUCACCUCUCGAUCGUACUUACACUUGACGCCCGAGUUGAUUGAUGGGGAGUACACCCAGCCAUUCUAUGCGCAGGUGGUGCGUCUUGACGGCGAAGUCAAAGCGUCAGGGAGGCGCUCAUUGCUGCGGUGCUCUGUGUCGGCAAUAAUUGGGGAGCAAGUUCACUACGGCCAAGUUAUUAAGGUUGAUGGUGACAAUCUGACCAUCCGCUCUGAGGGAGAGGAAUUGGUUGCUGGCCUGGCCGAUACCGCCAGGCGCGCACCCAUCGUCGUUUUACUUCUUGAGCAUGUUCAAUUUAGCCGAGUUGAGUGGAGCAAUGAAGAAAUCGGAGCCGUGGAAUCAACGAUUUUAAAUAGAGUGCUUGGAAGAGCGGGGUCGGCUGGAUCUAACGACAUUCCUGCAAUUUUUAACGGGCUCAUGACGGAAGAUAAUUUCCCCGUUCCAGCGAAGGCGUGCCGGUGGAUUAAUCCAAGGACGGGUCAACAAACAAAAUUCCCGCUUCAACACGCAGUGGAUUUCGCUCAUUUUGUGGACGGGGGUUCGCAACUAGUACCUGCUAACGUCGGUGAAUACUUUUUUCAACCACCAGCACCUCAAGCCCCAGUCGUUCGACCGACCAACGUCCAGAGGACCUCGGUAGCGGAAGUACAAGAGUUGUUUGAUCCCUUUUUAGACGAUGACGAGUCGCCGCAAGAACCGGCAGUAACUGACUCUCGCUUUAACCGCCAGGAGGUUCCAACAGGAGGCAGCGCGAAACGGUCACGAGAAAGGUUGAACGAUGUUCCCACCGAACCUAAGCGCUUUCGGGCAGUUUUGGACCAGGACAUGCUAAUUAUAGAGAAGCUUCGUGGCACGCCGGUCCUACUAGAGCGCUUCCAAAAUAUUCGGCAAGGCGCGGCCAGCGACGUUAACACCGGAGACGACGAGGAUUAG
Molecule: messenger RNA, 942 nt
Organism: Phytophthora nicotianae INRA-310
Lineage: Eukaryota; Oomycota; Peronosporomycetes; Peronosporales; Peronosporaceae
Exons: 2
Coding region: 1-942 (313 amino acids)
Source: RefSeq, a predicted model, not a curated record